This is a messenger RNA of Scleropages formosus (Asian bonytongue), 534 nucleotides long. Its product is annotated as LARGE xylosyl- and glucuronyltransferase 2-like. The coding region runs from base 1 to 534 and encodes 177 amino acids. Gene Ontology annotation, biological process: protein O-linked glycosylation via mannose. Lineage: Eukaryota; Metazoa; Chordata; Actinopteri; Osteoglossiformes; Osteoglossidae. Gene Ontology annotation, cellular component: Golgi apparatus. The transcript has 6 exons. Gene Ontology annotation, molecular function: xylosyltransferase activity; glucuronosyltransferase activity. The record is from RefSeq and is a predicted model, not a curated record.
AUGUUGCUUUGGGGAGAAGUGGCAUGGGUCCCCAACAAGCAAUACUCUGAGAUAUAUGGUCUGAUGAAGCUGACUCUGACCAAAGCGCUGCUCACCGAUAUUGGUAAGGCCAUCGUCUUGGACACAGACAUCACUUUCGCUACAGCUAUGUCCGAGUUGUGGGCCGUCUUCAGGAAGUUUUCUGGCAAGCAGGCCAUCAGACUGGUCAAGAGCGAAAGUUACUGGUACUUGGGAAACCUGUGGAAGAAUCACAAGCAAUGGCUCAUCCUGCUGAUGUUGGAUCAAUUGCAUGGGAUUGGCUGCGAGCAGAUGUGGAGACUGAUUGAAGAGACGGAGCUCAUGAGCAUGCUGCUCACAUCACUGGCUUACCAGGACAUAUUCAAUACAGUGAUAAAACAGAACCCAUUUCUGGUGCACCAGCCGCCCUGCUUCUCCAGUGUCCAGCUGUCUGAUCAUACACACUCUGAACAGUGCUACACUGAGUUGUCUGACGUAAAGACCAGCAUGCCCCAGUGUCACCCCAUGACUGACUGA